UGAAAUACAUUCUGUUAUGCGCGGUAUACUCCAAUGUACUCUUAUUCCGGACAAUUGUUUUCGGAUAUACGAUGGAGAAUUUACUAGUUAAUGAUGCUCCUGUGUUUCAGAUCUGUAGAAACGAGAAUUGUGGACAACUCAGUUACUCAAAGAUCCAGGAGCUGUUUGGUGGCUUGCUCUUCACGACGAAGGAGCUCCAUGGGAUGGAGGCGCUUGCCAACGACAAGCGUCUGCAGGACCUUAACCGCCAGGUGUCAGGGGACACCACCCUCACUAACUUCGUCACCGACGACGGUGGUUCAUGCUGCUCAACGAGGAUCGUUCACAUUGCGAACACGACGAUGUACAACCUGUCUGGGGAGCCGAAGAGCAUCAUCCAUCUGGCGGACGCUUCACCGCCCAGUUACCAGUACCUCCCUCAUGGAGCGUGUGUGCGCGUGGGUGGCUGCCAGGGCACGUGUUUGGUGGAGCCCAAGCUCGUCACCCUCCUCGUCUUCGACCUUUACGCUCCAUACUACAAGUUCGACUGGUUCUCAAUCCCCGGGUAUUGCUCCUGUAAGAACAUCUACUCGUGACCGGGGACAAGUCAAGAAAUAUGGCGUCGAGGAGAAGCUGUUUGGAAAUCACUUCAGUCGGUUGUGUUCUUUGAGGAUUGUUCAUCUGUGUACAAACCGCCCCACAAAUACAGUUAGGCAGUCUUCAAUUGUCGGACAUUUUACGGCCAGUAUGCGCUGUCACUCCAAAAACCAAAGAAGGAAUUCUGAAAUGGCUGAAAUGAUAGUAUUUAAGGUGCUAACUGUAAAGAAAAUUGUGAAUGUGUAUUAGUAUCAGCAUCAGGUAUUUAAGAAUUUACAAUUAGUGACGGUUUUGUCAACUGUUUAAAUCGGGGUUGGGGGUAGGGUAUAGUUAUUCUUAUUCUGGUCAAAAUUCUUUGGAUUUAUUUAAAUAUGAGUAUUUACAUUGCCACUGCAGAUUAGGCGCAUACGAUAUUUGUGCUUUCGUGGCAUAUUU
Molecule: messenger RNA, 1011 nt
Organism: Mya arenaria
Lineage: Eukaryota; Metazoa; Mollusca; Bivalvia; Myida; Myidae
Exons: 4
Coding region: 72-575 (167 amino acids)
Source: RefSeq, a predicted model, not a curated record